Molecule: messenger RNA, 1102 nt
Organism: Neoarius graeffei (lesser salmon catfish)
Lineage: Eukaryota; Metazoa; Chordata; Actinopteri; Siluriformes; Ariidae
Product: nuclear receptor-interacting protein 3-like
Exons: 8
Coding region: 123-764 (213 amino acids)
Source: RefSeq, a predicted model, not a curated record
UUUACCGAUUAAUAAACACCAGUCUUAUUUAAGUACUCAAGGAGGAUGUGUUUUUACUUUCCGGCGAGUGUGGGAGUCUGUUUCUGACCGCUUUUAGGGAAGGACACACAUUAACAAUUUGCAUGUGUAGAAUGGAAUUUUCCACUCCAACAGAAGUUGAUCGUGCUUCCAUUUGCGGUCUUUCUGUUACGCGGGUGAUCUGUUCGGACGUUAUCACUGAAAAGCAACCACACAAUAUUCUCCAGAGGAGACCGUUGGAGACCACCUUAUCACAGAACAGACUGAACAACCACAGCAUGAAACCACCACGCAAUCAUAUAGUUCAAAACCACAGCAUACACACUGACACUCAAGAGGCUGAGACUGACCUCAUUCAAGUCAUAUGUCAGUGCUUUGGGAGGGAUAUGAUGGUUACAAUCGACACUGGCUGUACCCUAAAUCUGAGAUCAUCAGUCAGCGUAGAUAAACUUGGCUUUAAUGCAAAGAUUACCAACAACAAAAAUGAGGAUCAUUUAGGGCCACUCUUGCACAAUCUCCAAACCAUAGGACACAUGAAGCUGAGUUUGGUUAUUGGGCAAACAGAAACUGAUCUUUUAUUUACUGUUGUGGAAAACAACAGAAUGUUUAUAUCAUUGGGCACAAGGACACUCAAGUUUCUGAAGUGUGUUAUUGACACUGAAAAGCAGAUGCUUGUUCUUGGAAAUUCUGUACGGGAGCAAGUCCGUUUUGUUGGAAAACAUGAAAAUGAAGUCUCCAUGGGAUAAGAAGAACCAACAAAUAUCUCUAUUCUUAUCUCAUGAACAGAUGUAUCGGCAAAGGAAAUUAGAUUAAAGAGCCUGGGGGUCAUUACAGGAAUCCAUCAAGCCUGUUGGCUGUCUAUCACAUCUCCCUUUUUCCACUUCCUCUGUGCAGAGCUCAUUAUGAACUGAUUAUCCUGGCAGGGCAUUGCUGAAUUAUGAAUAAAGAGCAAGUGUCAUUCUGACAUCCACACUUUGAUGAGCUGUAUGCAUAUGUCAUUCAUUUAUGAUGGUAGAUUUAGGUUUUAGCUUCAGUAAUAAAAGGAUUGUAAUCAUGGAUAAACAAACAAUUAUUAUGAGGGUCG